Clarias gariepinus (North African catfish) is the source of this 2509-nucleotide messenger RNA. RefSeq names its product E3 ubiquitin-protein ligase TRIM16-like. NCBI's taxonomy places the organism in Eukaryota, Metazoa, Chordata, Actinopteri, Siluriformes, Clariidae. The record is from RefSeq and is a predicted model, not a curated record. Gene Ontology annotation, molecular function: zinc ion binding; protein binding. Bases 49 to 1731 code for a protein of 560 amino acids. The transcript has 6 exons.
GUCAAAGAAACUCAGACUGCCUCUCUCUCAGUGAGUGAGUUCAGGAAAAUGGCCGAGGCCAGUGUUUCAGCAGAUCAGUUUUCAGUUGAUCAGUUCAUUUGUCCAGUAUGUUUGGAUCUCCUGAAGGAUCCGGUGGCUAUUCCCUGUGGUCACAGUUUCUGUAAGGUGUGUAUUAAUGGCUGCUGGGAUCAGGAGGAUCAGAAGGGCGUCUACAGCUGUCCUCAGUGCAGAGACACUUUCACACCAAGGCCUGUUCUACGCAGAAACAACAUGCUGGCUGAAGUGGUGGAGAUACUGAAGAAGAAGACUGAAGUCCAAGCUGCUUUUCCUGCUCACUGUUAUGCUGGACCUGGAGAUGUGGAGUGUGAUUUCUGCACAGAGAGAAAACACAAAGCCGUCAAAUCCUGCCUGACGUGUCUGGCCUCCUUUUGUGAAACUCAUCUAAAACCUCACUAUCAUGUUCCUGCAUUUAAGACGCACAAAAUAACAGAAUCUUCUGUAAAACUACGAGAGAAGAUCUGCUCUGAACAUGAUGAAGUGCUGAAGAUCUACUGCCGUACUGAUCAAACCUGUAUUUGCUCCAUGUGCAUGUUGGAUAAACAUAAAGGCCAUGACGCUGUAACAGUUGCAGCAGAAAAAGCUGAGAAACUGAGUGAGUUAAAGGAGGAGCAGAUGAAAUCCCAGCAGAGAAUCCAGGAGAAGCAGAAGAAGGUGCAGGAGCUGAAACAGGCUUUGAACACUAUAAAGCUGAGUGCACAGACAGCAGUGGAGGACAGUGAGAGGAUCUUUACUGAGCUGAUUAGCUCCAUGGAGAAAAAGCGCUCGGAGGUGAUGGAGCUGAUCAGAGCUCAGGAGAAGGCUGAACUGAGUCGAGCUGAACGACUCCUGGAGCAACUGGAGCAGGAGAUUGCUGAUCUCCAGAGGAGACUCACUGAGCUGGAGCAGCUUUUACACACACACGAUCACAUCCAGUUCCUCCAGGCUUUAGCUUUUGGACGUCAGUCUUCUCCAAUGGACAAACCAUCAUUUCAGUCAUCCAUCAUCAGUGUCCAUCAACAUCUCUCAUUUGAUGGAGUGAGGAAUUCUCUCUCAGAUCUGAAGAAGAGACUCGAAGAACUCUGUGAGGAGGAAUUUAACAAAAUCCCUCCACAUGCUGCAGCUGUUCAGAUGUUUUUAGCACCAGAGCCACAAAGCAGAGAAGAGUUUUUGAAAUAUUUCUAUUAUCUGACUCUGGAUCCCAACACGGCACAUCGUAACCUCAUUCUGUCUGAGAAGAACAGAGUGGUGAGAUACAGUGAGAGAGAGCAGCAGUACUCUGAUCAUCCAGAGAGAUUUGAUUCCAUGUGGCAGGUGUUGUGUAAGGAGAGUGUGUGUGGACGCUGUUACUGGGAGGUGGAGUGGAGCGGUGUUGUGUACAUAUCAGUCUCAUAUAAAAACAUCAUUAGGAAAGGAUGGGGUGAUGAGUGUGUGUUUGGACUCAACAAUCAAUCUUGGAAUCUCUUGUAUUCUUUUCCCUCUCUCUCUUUCUGUCACAACAACAUUAAGACUGAUCUCAGAGCUCUAUCAUCCUCCAGAAUAGGAGUGUAUGUGGAUCACAGUGCAGGAACUCUGUCCUUCUACAGCGUCUCUGACAAGAUGAAGCUCCUCCACAGAGUCCGCACCACAUUCACCCAGCCUCUGUACGCUGGGUUUAGACCCUAUUGUAAUGUGAGAUUGUGUGACCCAGAAUAAAGUUUGUAAUGUUUUGUGUAAAAUUCCUUCACAAUGUCACAUUUUUGGUUAGUCUUCAGUUUCACUAGCACACAAUUCUGCUGCACAAACACAGCUCAGUAAAUUAACUUAGCAACAAUUAAAGAGCAUUAUUAACAUUAAAUAUCAAGCAUGAAAGUAGGAAAAACACACAAUAAGGAAAUAUUUAUUUAUAUAUUUAUAACUCUAGAUUUAUAGUGUUAUAUCUGGGUAAAGAGCAAGUAUGAGAUUUGACACAUCAGAGUUUGAACACUGUAGCUUGCAAAACCCUAAAGUGCUGAAAUUUUACUUUUGAGCUUACCAAGGUUUAGGGUCACUUCACAUUUACAUUAUUAAAACCUUCAAACAAUUAGAAAGUGAUUUAUUAAAUUUGAUCUAACACACAGUGUGUUCUAACACACUCUUUACCACUUUUCCACACUCUCCGUUGCUCUAGACCAUUGAAUUUAAAGAAUUUAAAGUCAAUUUUUCAGAGCGUACCUCCACCUCUCUAGAUUUUCCUCUACCUGUUCCCUGCUCUCACUAUAAAGCACAAUGUCAUCUGCAAACAUCAUUGUCCAUGGAGACCUUAUCUAACUUCAUCUGUCAUCCUGUCCAUACCAUUGCAAACAGGAAGGGGCUCAGAGCCAAUCCUUGAUGCAGAACCACCUUCUACAUUCCUGCCUUAAAGACCAAACUUGUCCAUCACAUUCUCAUCACCUCUGUUCUAAUUCUCUUGCAUGAUGAUUAUAAUUUGGGUAAUAACAAAAAAAAACAAACA